AAAAUCCAUAACAACAUACAAGUUCUCAGAAAAUGUCAAUAAAUAACGAUUCUAUACCGCCUAUUGGUUUUUCAAAAUGAAUAGUACACUGAUCAGGUGACAACUGCCAUGACGGACAAAAUAUUGCAGACAGGGGUACAAAUUAUGUGUUCAAAUUAUGUUGCAUGGAUUAUUUAUGCCAGAUCAAAAGGAAAAUGGAUUAGAAAUAUUGUAAAGUAGAAGGUGAGUCCAUUGCAUUUGAUGAAAUUAUAGCGUGACAGACUUCUGGCACGAUUCCUGGUUAGGUUUCAGUACGUACGGGAUUCGUUUGAGCUCAGAGAUCCGUGACAGCAUAUAAACAUCUCUGAGCUGAAUUUUUGUAGCUAGGGACUAAGUACUGUGCAGAUGUAGACAAAUUAAUUGUUCGUAUGGGACCGUAAAACGAGCCACGCUAAAUGAUUGUUCGUAUGGGACCGUACAAAGAGAAACGCUAAAUCUAUUUUAAGAAACACAACAAUAACAUGUCUAGCACAUUCGUAUCGCAUUUUCUGGUAAACUGUCUUUCCUUUUAUUGAGCAACAGGCUUAAUUCGAUACCAUUAAUGUAUUGUUUGUAGAAAUGGAACGGAGAAGCAAAAUUUUGUAAAUUUCUGCAUUUAUCCGCCGUCUUUACACAAAAUCCUAUCACGGCCAAUCAGCCAUUGUUGUUUUUGACGUAUUUAAAUUUUUGUCACGUGACACUAUUUCGUUGGUUUACGGAAUUCGGCAAAGCCUGGCGAGUCAAUUAGUGACUAGCUGGUCAUUAAAUAUUUUAUGGUUUUUAAUCCAUUCGUAUCUCAAAAAUAUUUGACCAUCUAAGUCUAACUAACGGGCGAAUUUGUUCAUUAGACUGUUUUCUACAAAUAUACAAAGUUAUUUGCUUUAUUUUAACCGUGAUUUUAAACUGGAUUAUAACUUUAAGUUAAAUUAUUGACUUAUAUUGAACCAGAUGAAUGAAUCUGUUUGUUAUUAUUUUUUAAAAGGUACCUCUGAAGGCGACGCGUCUAUACAGGGCUUCGUUAUGAUACAAUCACAUCAAAUAAAUGCGAGUAAGCUUUUUGAAAGUAUUCCGGAAGGAAAGGUUUUUGCUACGAUUCGCUGUACAAAUGGUGCUGGGUUAACACAUACAUGUUCAUCUGAUGGGGUGAAAAUAGUACAAACACCACCAUCUGUUGAUAAUGUGUUACUAGAGAUAUUAACAACUUCACCAACUCAGUACGAGACGCGAGGUCACCACCACGUCAACAACACGGAAAUACGAUUCCGGUGGACCGGAUUUAAUUCUGAUGAAGGGGUCCAUAGUUAUCUGAUUGCUCUUGCCGGAGAUCAAAUUUCAAUUUCUGAGAUAGUUGAAGGAUCAUCAUCAGGUUAUAGUUACGCAAGUUUCACAGGCCUUAACAUAGAUGAUGGAGAGUACACUGUCUCCGUAACUGGUAUAAAUGAAGUAAAAAUGUACAGCCAGAAAAUAUCUGCUAACUUUGUGUUAGUCACAUAUCCACCAAGUCUAACAGGUGAAUCAGUAAUAACAACCUGGACAAAACGGACUUCUACUGCGACAGCAUCUUGGGAUAAUGUGUUUGUUUCAACUGUUCCUAUGUACUACGAAGUGUCAGCAAGACUAGCUGAAGGCGGGGAAGGAGAUCUUGUUCAGUGGCAGGAAACCAUUAAUACACGAAUGGAAAUCGUGCUUGACACAAGUGAAAUGCCCGAAGCUGGUGUUAUUGUCCGUUUCAGUGUCCGGGCAAUAUCGCAUUCUGGAUUGUUUAAGAUAACACAUAACAAUUUGUUUGUAUUACCUUAAGUAUACACCUUACGCAAAAUUGUUUGCAGUGUUUUCGGUUUGCUAAAAUUCUAAAUAUUCGAAAGGUAUAAUUUGUAGGCAUGUUUAACAUACCUGUAGAACUGGGAUCCGUAAUACCAUGCCGCACUUUCAACACAAUAAAAUGAUGCAGUUACUGUCUAUUUUUUUUAAUUUUCAACCUCAUUCAGUUUUUGAAAAAUACACAAAAGCCAUCGAAUUUCACAAGCAACUAUUGGAAUCGCAAUUUUAAAGAAAUAUAACAUUUCCGUGAUAUAUCUGACCAGACUUUGUAUCAUUUUCGCCGGUUUCAUAAAAUAUAAGAAUUGUGAUAUAUGUCUUUGUCACAUAAGAUUUGCUACGAAAUCGUAUCGUACAAUAAACAGAUUUUGUUUACUUUCAUGAUUUGCUUUGAUAUGUUUGAACAUGUUAUUUCAUUACCAAAUAUUGUAAAUAAACUUGAAGUAAACUUUAUCAUGAACUAGAAAUUGUGAAGAUAUUGACACAAAUAAAUCGUUUCUUUACAAUAUGUCUAAAGUGCAUAAUAUAUUAUGUAAGCAAACUUAUACUUUUCGUUCAUCUGUUUUCCGCUUGCUAAAUCAUGAUUUUGUGAAGUAUGUCACAAAAUACUGAUAAUCAUGUAAAUAAAUACCAUUUAAGAAAAUGAUGAA
Molecule: messenger RNA, 2486 nt
Organism: Mercenaria mercenaria
Lineage: Eukaryota; Metazoa; Mollusca; Bivalvia; Venerida; Veneridae
Exons: 3
Coding region: 967-1818 (283 amino acids)
Source: RefSeq, a predicted model, not a curated record